This is a messenger RNA of Zygotorulaspora mrakii, 1260 nucleotides long. It is a transcript of the gene BUR2, whose product is annotated as Bur2p. NCBI's taxonomy places the organism in Eukaryota, Fungi, Ascomycota, Saccharomycetes, Saccharomycetales, Saccharomycetaceae. Gene Ontology annotation, biological process: regulation of transcription by RNA polymerase II; positive regulation of DNA-templated transcription, elongation. The record is from RefSeq and is a predicted model, not a curated record. The coding region runs from base 1 to 1260 and encodes 419 amino acids. Gene Ontology annotation, molecular function: cyclin-dependent protein serine/threonine kinase activator activity. Gene Ontology annotation, cellular component: nucleus; cyclin/CDK positive transcription elongation factor complex. The transcript has a single exon.
AUGGAUGUGGAUCAGACGGGCAAACAAGUUGGCACGAAUGGUAAUGCCGACGUUUCAAAGCUUGAAAAAAGUACGAAAACCCCAGGUACUCUAGAUGAAAUCAUAUUGGAAUCUCGUCAGAUGUCAGGAACUCCCCCUCAGGGUAAUAAGGCAGAGUUCAAACCGAGGAUCUUGUGGCCUGAUGUGAUCAAGACACCUGUGAAUCCAUGGAUCUUCAGCUGUAAGGAGAUUAUAGAGAAGCUUGGGAUGGAUCCGCAACAAACUACGGAGAUGAAACGAUCCAUGGAAAAGUGUUUGAUAUAUUUUUAUACCUUGAAAAAGAAAUUGAAUCUUUUUGAUCACACCUAUACCGCCUCCUGUAUCUUAUUCUUCAGAUACUGGUUCAUAUACGGUCUACCGUCCAGCAUCCCAGAGUGCAUUCAUAUUUCACAAGCGAUUCUAGUCACUGCAUGUAAGACCAUGGAGAAUAAUAGACCCAUUGAUGCAUAUGUCAAAGCUACUUGCGAGUUUUUGACAAAAGAUCUGACAACUUUGAAAUCCAAGCAAAACAUGGACAAACUCAAAUGGGAUGUUAGAGAUAAACUAGUAAGUAAUGAAAAGAGGAUUCUUUGCUCUUUUGGAUUCGAUUUGAAUAUUGAAAAUCCCAAGGAACUCAUAGAGGAAAUGUUCAGUGGUUAUUAUAGAUUUAAUAGAGAUUUUGAUUUGCCGGAAGAGUUCAAGACCGUCUUCCCGAAGAUACUCCAAGAAGCCAGAAAUUUCAUCGUCCAAGCAGUGACCCAGCCCGUUUCUUUAUUAUGCGAUGGAUACUCCUUUGUUGCACUAUCGUUAAUAUACUGUGGAUUACAAUACCAGAAACUUAUUGACAAAACGUUCAAAUAUCCAAAAAAUUUCUUUCGUGACAAAUUUCCUGUAGCUGUAACUUCAAAACAAUACGAAGAGAUAUUCACAGAUUACAGACUCAUCGAAGAGAACUUCUUCGACCUUAAAAGUAAUAAAAGGGAAAAGCUGCAGAUAUCUGCUGAAGAAAUAAAAAAUUUAAUAGAAGAGGAUAUCAAUGAAACUGAAGAAAUCACUGCGGCUUUGAAUAAUCCGUACGAUUAUGAACAUAUCAAAACUGGAGAAGUCAGACAGGAAUUACUUGAUCAUAUAUCGAAAAGAAUAAAAGAGUUGUACGAAAAGACCGUUAAUGACACAAAAAAGAGAUCACUAGCGGAUCCACAAACCAAUUCUGACCAAUUGAAUAAGAAAUCGAAGGUGUAA